Molecule: messenger RNA, 1410 nt
Organism: Haliaeetus leucocephalus (bald eagle)
Lineage: Eukaryota; Metazoa; Chordata; Aves; Accipitriformes; Accipitridae
Gene: CALR
Product: calreticulin
Exons: 9
Coding region: 55-1296 (413 amino acids)
Biological process (GO): protein folding
Cellular component (GO): endoplasmic reticulum membrane; endoplasmic reticulum
Molecular function (GO): calcium ion binding
Source: RefSeq, a predicted model, not a curated record
CCGCCGGGCCGGGAGGGAGUGAGCGACCGGGCCGUGCCGUGUGGGACCGCCGCCAUGAGCCGCCUCAGCCUCCCUGUCGCGCUCGGCGCCCUCCUGGCGCUGGCGGCGGCUGGGCCCACCCAGUUCUUCCGGGAGGAGUUCGGUGACGGAGAUGCCUGGACCCGCCGGUGGGUGGAAUCGAAGCACAAGCCUGACUAUGGCCGGUUCGUCCUCACUGCUGGGAAGUUUUACGGUGAUGCUGAGAAGGACAAAGGGAUCCAGACAAGCCAGGAUGCCCGGUUCUACGCCAUCUCCUCCCGCUUUGAGCCCUUCAGCAACCGGGACAAGACACUGGUGGUGCAGUUCACAGUGAAGCAUGAGCAGAACAUCGACUGUGGUGGUGGCUAUGUCAAGCUCUUCCCGGCCAGCCUGAACCAGGAGGACAUGCAUGGUGACUCGGAGUACAACAUCAUGUUUGGCCCCGAUAUCUGCGGCCCUGGCACCAAGAAGGUCCAUGUCAUCUUCAACUACAAGGGGAAGAAUGUCCUGAUCAACAAGGACAUCCGCUGCAAGGAUGAUGAGUUCACCCACCUCUACACGCUGGUGGUCCGGCCUGACAACACCUAUGAGGUGAAAAUCGACAAUGGGCGGGUGGAAUCAGGCAGCCUGGAGGAGGACUGGGACUUCCUGCCCCCCAGGAAGAUCAAGGACCCUGAGGCCCGGAAACCUGAUGACUGGGAUGAGCGGGCCAAGAUUGAUGACCCCGAGGACACCAAGCCUGAGGACUGGGACAAGCCAGAGCAUAUCCCUGACCCUGAUGCCAAGAAGCCAGAGGACUGGGAUGAGGAGAUGGAUGGGGAGUGGGAGCCCCCUGUCAUCCAGAACCCUGAGUACAAGGGCGAGUGGAGGCCCCAGCAGAUUGACAAUCCUGACUACAAGGGGAAGUGGGUGCACCCUGAGAUCGACAACCCUGAGUACAGCCCUGACCCCCACCUCUACGCCUAUGACAGCUUUGGGGUCAUCGGCCUUGACCUCUGGCAGGUGAAGUCUGGCACCAUCUUUGAUAACUUGCUCAUCACGGAUGACGAGAAGCUGGCAGAGGAGAUCGGGAAUGAGACCUGGGGGGCUACCAAGGAGGCAGAGAGGAAGAUGAAGGAGCAGCAGGAUGAGGAGCAGCGGAAGAAGCAGGAGGAGGAGGAGAAGCAGCAGAAGGAGGAGGAGGGGGAUGAGGAGGGGGACGGGGAUGAGGAGGAGGAGGACGACGAGGAGGAGCCUGAGGCCGAGGCUGAGGAGGUGGCCCCGCGGGAUGAGCUGUGAGGGGCGGUGUGGCCUGGCCGGCCCCGGGGCGGGACCGUAAUGUCUCUGUGAGACCUGGACUCUUUUCUAUGGGCGCCGCCGCCCGCCCGGCCGCGGGAGUGGGGGCCGGGCCGG